This is a messenger RNA of Pleurotus ostreatus (oyster mushroom), 648 nucleotides long. RefSeq lists its product as uncharacterized. Lineage: Eukaryota; Fungi; Basidiomycota; Agaricomycetes; Agaricales; Pleurotaceae. The coding region runs from base 1 to 648 and encodes 215 amino acids. The transcript has 3 exons. The record is from RefSeq and is a predicted model, not a curated record.
AUGGCUGAAGUUGAGAGUGGCGAGGCGAUACCCGUCUCCUCUAAACUAUAUUUAUUCACUUUUCUCGCAACACUCUUUCUUCUACUUGGUAUCUCUGCGCUUAUCGUUUUUCGCUCUCUUGUUAUCCGGCGACGCUUAGAAAGGCGCAUUAAUCAUGCGAUCCAAGAGGGACUCGUCGCAGCUCCUAGAGCUCCAGGCUCGAAACAUAGCCGACUCACAAAGAAACCUAAAUUGCACGAUGUCUGGGUAGAAUGUGGGGGCGGGACAUGGGAGGAGGUUCAGCCGUUAUCUCUGCGACUCAAAGCUGACCGCACACGCGCAGAAAUGGCCUCAAGACCACGGUUGAUUGCGGUUAAUGAAUCAGCCUUUUGGUCGAUGUUCCUAUCGUCCAACCCCAUACGUGCACCCUCUCAGGCAGAGGCACCUAAUAAACUCGGCGCCCUCGACGACAGCAAGGCAGAAGGACCCUCCCCAACCGAAACAAUGGUACAAGUGUCUAUCCUUGUUGCCCUCCCUUCGCAAUCGCCCUAUGCAAAAGGCGAUGGUGAUGGGGAACGCGGGCUCCCGGAAGUAGCCAUCGGAGUGGCUCGUCUUCCAUACCGAUCACUCAAACCCGUGCCCGAGACGGGAGAGAGCCCGGUCUCUUGA